Astyanax mexicanus (Mexican tetra) is the source of this 2198-nucleotide messenger RNA. RefSeq names its product platelet-activating factor receptor (gene ptafr). Bases 83 to 1186 code for a protein of 367 amino acids. The record is from RefSeq and is a predicted model, not a curated record. Gene Ontology annotation, biological process: chemotaxis; G protein-coupled receptor signaling pathway. Gene Ontology annotation, molecular function: G protein-coupled purinergic nucleotide receptor activity; platelet activating factor receptor activity. Gene Ontology annotation, cellular component: membrane. Lineage: Eukaryota; Metazoa; Chordata; Actinopteri; Characiformes; Acestrorhamphidae. The transcript is spliced from 2 exons.
CGAAAGACUGCAGGCAGAGAGAAACACACAUACUGCACACACACACACACACACACAGAGGAGGAGUGAAGACUUGUAUAAGAUGAUUCCUUCAGACGUUCCCGUCACCUCCAGAGACCAAGACCCAGCCCUCCUGAAUGCCACAUUCCUGGACUCGGAGUUCCGGUACUCUCUCUUCCCUGCUUUCUAUGGCAUAGUGUUCAUUCUGGGGCUGUUGGCCAACGUUUAUGCCCUCUUCAUCCUGCACCACAUGCGGGAGACCAAGGCCAUGAACGAGAUGAGGAUUUACAUGACCAACCUGACCGUGGCGGACCUGCUGUUCGUGUGCAUCCUGCCCUUUUGGAUCGACUACUAUGUUCGCCGUGGCAACUGGAUGUACUCGGAUGCAAUGUGUCGCAUCACUGGCUCGCUGUUUUUCGUCAACACUUACUGCUCUGUGCUUUUCCUGACCGUGAUUAGCAUCAACCGCUACUGGGCAGUGACACAGCCGCUGGUCGCUGCGUCUUCUGACUGCAGGAAGCGGGGCAUCAUUGUGUCCUUUUUCGUUUGGGCAGUCACGCUGGCAGCAGCAGCUAAACAACUCACGGACCCCGGCGUCCAGGAGGACCAAAACAUUUCCCGAUGCUUUGAAGGGUAUCACAACGACUCUCGCGAAGGGAAGCUUGGUGUGGCAGCCAUCCACUUCGUCAUCAUCGGGAUAUUCUUCGCCGUUUUCUUGCUCGUCAUUUUGUGCAACGUGCGGAUCGCCAUGACCUUGCUUAAGCAGCCGAUCAGUCAGCCAAGACCCAGCACCGGCAGGCGACCGCAAGGCACCAAGCGCCGUGCCCUGCGCAUGCUCUGUGCCGUUGUUGGCGUAUUUGUGGUGUGCUUCAUCCCUCACCAUGUGGUGCAGGGACCCUGGACACUGGCUGUCCUUCAGCUAACCGACUGGAGUCAAGAAACCCGCCAGGGUCUGAAUGAUGCCCACCAGGUCACCCUCAUGCUCAUGGGCUUAAACUGUCUACUGGACCCCAUCGUCUAUUGCUUCGCCACGAGAAAGUUCCGCAAGUUCAUCCAGAGUCACCUGAAGAAGGUGAGAAAUGGGAAGGCCUGCUCCAACAACACCACAACCAUGACCACCAACUUAUCCAUAAAGGUCAGGAACCCAAACGAACUGGUCAGUGUCUUUGAGGAGCCAGAAAAGUAGAAAAAAUGUGGUGCUUUCAUCUCCAGAAACUAGAGAUCCUCAGGGACAGAAUGAACACAAAUAUAUACAUACUGGCUACAAAGUGUGGUAUACAUACAUAUUGGCCAGAAAGUGAAGUACAUAUACUGUACAUACUGAACAGAAAGGUGAAAUGUAUAGAAGUUAUACAGUAUUUGAGUGCACUGAAUGCAAUUAAUGAAGAUUGGACACCAGGCUGCUCCAAUUUAGCCAUGAAACCUCCCACACUAAAAUGACAGGUGUUUCAGUUUCAUUGUCCAACCCCUGUAUAUUUACAAGCUAUGUUGCCAUUGAAACGAUGCAGUCCCAAAGCGUAAAAAUAUAAGUAUAAUCCAGGAUUUCAUAUAUUCCUUUUAAAUCAAUUUCAAAACCAACCAACUGGAAAAAAGAACUCUCCAUAAUGUAUAGUUUUAGAUCAGUCCUUCCCUUUUCUGGUGAAUUUCAUCACACACACUCAAACACACACACAUAGACACACACACCCUACGUCUUCUUUUGCAACUCCGCAACUUUGUCUUCCCUAAAAUGCAGGAAAUUGACCCAGAACAGGCUGAUGAGAAGAAGUGACUCCAGCCUAGAAAUUUAAGAAAUAGUUAUUGCCGGUUCUUUGUUUAAUGCAGAAGGAACCUGGCUUAGUGGUUAAAGCUAUGAGUGAUUGUUCACAGAAUAUUGGGUUCAAUUCCCAGGUCUGCUGCGCUGCCACUGUUAUAGAUCUGCCCCUCUGACCUCGGCCUUCUUUAGGCCUUCUCACGACUCACGACAGCGGGGAGGCUCUUUAAGGAACUGAAAGUGGUUGCAUCACCACAAAUCCACAAAUUAUCUUUUCUUGAAGAAUGCAGAUGUAAAUGCUUUUCUAAUCAAAUGUUUUAUAUGUUUUUAUAUGUGUUUUGGUUUUCUAUUUAUUGUUAUUUAUUGUUUUAAUUUCCUUGCAUAGUGUAUAUUUUGCUAUAUCUUGUUUAGCACCACUGUCCAAUAAAAGACUGAAUACAAUAUA